Leptidea sinapis is the source of this 1310-nucleotide messenger RNA. RefSeq names its product peptidyl-tRNA hydrolase ICT1, mitochondrial. Gene Ontology annotation, cellular component: mitochondrial large ribosomal subunit. The coding region runs from base 106 to 708 and encodes 200 amino acids. The record is from RefSeq and is a predicted model, not a curated record. Gene Ontology annotation, molecular function: translation release factor activity. Gene Ontology annotation, biological process: mitochondrial translational termination. NCBI's taxonomy places the organism in Eukaryota, Metazoa, Arthropoda, Insecta, Lepidoptera, Pieridae. The transcript is spliced from 5 exons.
UUGAUAACGUGACAUUUCGUAAACAUUAAAAUAAUUUGUGAUUUCAUUUAUAAACUCUGUUACUCUAAUAAACACAAUAAAUAAUUAAUUAUAAAUUCAAUUACAAUGGCAUUUAUGCCGAUAAGGUUGGUGCGCUGUUUAGCGCUUCAGAAAAAUUCAUAUUGCACUUUAUUGCAGAGAUCAUUGGCAUACAAAAGUUCCAUAUCUCUAGACACCUUAUAUCCAAAUAGCUCACUGAAGCUGAGCACUCCAUCAUUCACUCCAAAUCCAAAUGAGAAGUUCUCUGGUUAUGUUCCAAUUGAGAAGUUAGAUAUAACCUACAGUGCUAGCUCGGGUCCAGGUGGACAGAAUGUUAAUAAAGUUCAUACAAAGGUUGAUUUAAGAUUUAAAGUAAGUGAGGCGGACUGGAUUCCACAAGAGAUACGGGAAAAAAUACUGGAAAUGCAUGGCAAUAAGCUGACCAAGGAGGGUUAUAUCGUCUUCCGGUCAGACACCACACGCUCCCAGCAGCUAAAUCUGGCCGACUGCCUGCAGAAGUUGAGAACACUCAUACGUAAUGCUGCAGUUUCGGAGAGAAAACCCUCUCCAGAGACAGAAGAACGGAUAAGGCAGAGACACCUGCGCGCGGCCCGGCUGAGGGUGACCCUGAAGCGAGAGGAGAGCGUGCGCCGGGAGCUGCAGCGACCGCCACCUCGCCUGGACUUAUGAUUCUUUCAUUAAAUUGGGCACCAGUAUUGUGGUAGCACCAGUGCUGUGGUAACACCACUCUUUGCUAUUCCAUAAUAUUACAUGCAUCAACAGUUCAUUGAAUUAAGCGCAAUUUUGUUUUAGAAUUUAGAUCUUGCAAAGCUUAGUUUGUACACCAAGAAUAUAAAUAUAAAUAUUGCAUAAUGUAUCUAAUAUAUAUGUACAACCGCAUCCCAGUCGCUAACUACGACACGCCAAAAACUUGGAUAUCAUCUGAGAAAUUUUGUGCCACAUGGAAACUGUGGAAUGAUCUUCCUUGCGCGAUGUCUGACCUCGCAGGACGAUACGACAUGCUUCUCUUACAUACAAUGAGUUAGUUAUAGAUGUGGCCGACUCCACUUGAUUGUGGUGUGGAUGAGGACAGCUGUUAGUUACUUAGGAGAUGUUUUGUUAUCUAUAAUAAUGUAAUAUUAUAUAUUGGUAAGAUUGUGUAAGAUUUAGUCACAUAGAGUACGAACUGUUGAUGUGUGCCCAAUUUAAUACAAGAAAAAGUGUAAAAUGUAUACCUAAUAGGAAUGUAAUUAUAUACCUACUACUUAAAAUAUAAUUACCUAAAAUGAAAA